Molecule: messenger RNA, 2198 nt
Organism: Thalassophryne amazonica
Lineage: Eukaryota; Metazoa; Chordata; Actinopteri; Batrachoidiformes; Batrachoididae
Product: arrestin domain-containing protein 3-like
Exons: 6
Coding region: 84-1556 (490 amino acids)
Biological process (GO): protein transport
Cellular component (GO): cytoplasm; plasma membrane
Source: RefSeq, a predicted model, not a curated record
GCAGCGCCAUGGUGCUCAGGGUCUGUUUCUGUUCUGUCAAAACUGUAGAGUAAAACAAGCAGAAUUUGUUUUCGUGCCUUACAAUGCCUUCAAUUAAAGACUUAACUCUGACUUACCACGCGCUGAAUGAAGAGGGGACUUUUUCGGAAGGGGACACGAUCACAGGAAAUGUCACGCUUGUGUUGGAGAAACAAAUCAAGAUCGAAAGCUUUUUCGUCAAAGCUAAAGGAGACGCCAAAGUGCACUGGAGCGAGAGGCGUGGCGACCGCAACUACAGCUACUCUGCAAACUCCAGAUAUUUCAAACUCAAGCAGUUUUUGAUCCCAGAGGCGUCAAGUGAAACUUCAGUUCCGGAAGGGGUUCAUGUCUAUAACUUCAGUUUGCAAAUCCCACAGGGACGAAUGCCGUCAUCCUUCAGGGGACAUUACGGGAAGAUUGUCUACAUGCUUGAAGUCAAGAUGAUCAGAAGUUGGAAAUUGGACCGUACGGUAGAGAAGGAGUUUAAUUUCAUCUCCAGAAUGACAGAGAACCUUCAUCAUCUUCAGUCACGUCAGGUUGGAUCAAAGGAAAAAGAACUGGGGAUCUUCUCAAGUGGACGUGUGACCAUGGACGCUAUUGUUGACAAGAUGUUGUAUGCUCCAGGGGAAUCAGUGACUGUUUUUUUAAGAAUAAACAAUUCCUCAUCCAAAGACAUGACACCGAAAUUUAGUAUACUCAAGAAUGUGGAGUACCGUGCCAGAGGCUCAAGAAAAUGUGAAAGCCAAGUUAUCUGCAAAGUGGCUGGUGUAAGUAUCAGCCCUGACACCAACAAAGAUGUCAAGUGUGCCUUAAAGAUCCCUGCUGAUCAAACUCCGAGCAUCCAGUAUUGUGACAUCAUCUCAGUGGAGUACUAUUUAAAGGUGUAUUUGGACAUCAGCUUUUCCUUUGAUCCAGAGCUGAAAUUUCCGUUGAUCAUUUCGCGUGCUGGUUGGUUCGCUCCACAUCAGCAUGGCAACACUGUGGGUCCCUACCAGGGUGGAGGUAUGGUGGGUCCAAGCAAUAAUGACUUCCCUCUCCCUGCUGCGGGAUUUUAUGAUUCAGGGGCUUAUGGAUACUCAGGAAACCAAGCGUAUUCAACACAACCACCUACAUACCAAAGUGCCCCAGCAUUUCCUCCUGGUCCAGCUGGCAUGUACCCGCCUCAGCCUGCACAAAUGGGAGGAUUUUACAGUACUCCGGUGCCACAGCAACCCUCUCCAUUUUCGUCUCCAUCAUCAUCAACAAUGUUCCACCCGCCACCUCCUGCUGGUGCAUUUUACCCAUCUCCAACUGCUCCUCCAACAUUAAACCCAUUCCCAGAUGCUUCCACAGCCAACCUUCUGCCUUCUGCUCCAGCAUCUGAUCGCUCCCCAUCUGCACAUCCAGUGUUUAACCUGUCACCAGGUGCUCCAACAUAUAGCCUGUCUCCUUCCGCACCAGUGAUGAACACAGACUUUUUGUCCCAAUCGGAGGAACCCCCUCCAUCCUAUUCCUCUCUUUACCCACCAUCUACCACUGAAACAUCUGACAGGAAGUAAGAGGAUCAAUGUUACUUGACAAAUCACAUGCAGCAUACUUACCAACCAAACCAACAUCCAAACCAACAGUUAGAGGAAGGGCUUGGUGAUAAUAUCAUAUCUUCAUAAAUAUUAGUGAGAAAAUUGAUAGAAUGUGCAGUGGUUUCACUGAAAUGCAUUCAAUGGCACUGCCAGAAAAUUACAUCUCAAACACAGUUUCACCUUCUCCCUGGCUCAUAAACAGCAUCAUUUUCCCUUGAUAAUGUAAUAUCAAGGGAAUAUCGAUUUUCUGUUUUACGGACAAUAAAGUUUUAUCUUAUCUUAUAUACUACGAGUGACACACACACAAACUGACCAAAACUGGGGUUUUUUUUCCCCAAAAUGAGACAUCCUGCAUUUUUUAUGAAUUACAUCCUGACGUGCAGCAGCCAGCUGAAGAGCUCAGAUCAGAGUGAGUUACAUUUGUGCCAUUAAUAUCUGAAAGGAAAUUCUUUUGACAAAAACUACAGAUUGUCUUUAUUUCUUUUGAUGUCCAGAGAUCAGAAUCCGUCAUGUACAUCAAGGAUUCAGUGGCCAUAUACAGAUUUUAUUGAUUUUUAUUUAAGUCAAGAGAUUAAGAAUUCAGUGACCAAUUUCAUAUUUAUUUACUUUCAGAAUCAAUAA